This is a messenger RNA of Eruca vesicaria subsp. sativa (arugula), 1676 nucleotides long. NCBI's taxonomy places the organism in Eukaryota, Viridiplantae, Streptophyta, Magnoliopsida, Brassicales, Brassicaceae. The record is from the annotation of a GenBank genome assembly.
AUGCCAGAACCAAACACUAACCAGAUGAUGUAUGUUUCUUCCGAUGUACUCGAACUAAUUCUCCUCAGGCUUCCACCGAAAUCUCUAGGAAGAUUCAAAACCGUGUCAAAACAAUGGAGAUCGUUACUGGAAUCAAACUGGUUCUUAGAGAUGCAUCUCAGUUUUCAAAAAUCCGGCAAAACCCGCCGGAAAAUCCUCGCCGCUGAUCACUGCAACUGCGGCAACCCGCCGACUCUCCGCCCGAGGGUAAGCUUCAAAGGAGGGGAAGCGUUUGUCUAUUUGCACUGCGACGCAACACUACCGUCCAUGAGUUGCGACGGUUUGAUCUGCAUCCCUGAACCGGGUUGGAUCAACGUUUUGAAUCCCGUAACCGGAAAACGACUCCGUUUUGCCUCCGGCCCUGGUCAUGUAUUCACCCUGUUGAAACGUCGGAAUAGCUACCCUUUCACCAAUGAUGGAGUGUUUACGGUUUAUUUUCCGGGCUACUGGGCGAUGGGGUUCGGCAAGGACAAAGUGAAUGGAAGGUAUAAAGUAGUGAGGAUGUUGUUUGACUCUAACCGUUACGAGGUUCUUGAUGUGAACAUAGGUGAAUGGCGUAAACUGAGUCCACCUCCUUACGAGGUGGAAGCUGGAAGAAGAUCUGCUUAUGUCAAUGGUUCUAUCUAUUGGUCUGACAUCUUGAGAGGUUGUAGGUUACUCUCCUUGGAUCUUCACACAGAAGAGUUCCAUCCUGUCCCACUUCCAACAGAUAUUAGAUUCACUGUGGACACUCAGAUUGUUAACCUUGAGGAUCAUCUAGCUUUAGCCACAACACUACGGAAUGGUGAUGUUGAAUUGGAGCUAGAGAUAUGGAUCAUGGAUGAUGAUGAUGAUAGUGCAUGGAGCAAGACUUACUCCAUUAGUUUAGCUUGUCUAGAUACCAUGCAAUUUCGGCAAAGUGCGUUCAAGCCGGUGAUGGUUUCUAAGCAAGGUGGUGAUGUCUUGUUCCGUGACAAUAGGCAAAGUGUGUUCAGAUAUCGUCAGCUUACAGAUACCGUCACUCAGAUCUGCUCAUGUACUGACAUUAUAUCUCCUUAUCUCGAAAACAUGGUUCGGUUUGAGAAUGAACAAGUCGAGCCAAGGACUCGAGUUAGAUGCACCUUUAAUAUUUGGGCUGAUUUUCCUCAGGGUGUACCAUCUUCUCAACCAAGAGUUGAUAUGUUUCACUGUAAGGAAAUAUUUAGGUGUUUGGCUGGGGAGGAUAAGACUGAGAAGGUUUGUUUUGUCUGCUCUUUUGCUGUGUAACUUGUUUAGUAGUGAUGAUACGUUAUCCUGUGCGGGUAGACCAAUAUUUCUCCAUUGGUUAGAUUGUUUUGGUGUUCGGGAAGAUUUCAUCAAGGUGCUGGUCUCAGUUUUGCUCUGGAAGUUCUUUUUUGCAAAUACCAUUCUCGACUGUUGAAAUUUGAUAAACAGUGAUGGCUUCUGCGUUCAGUUCUUAUCCUUGUGGCAGUAGCAGCGUUGCAUUGACUUGUGGCAGGAUUUAUUAACCUCUUACCUUAUUUUUAUUUAUCUUCCAGAGUUAUGUUUUAUCCUUGUCUUGAUAACUAUGUAAUCUAUUUUCUUCGGAUUUCAACAUUUCCUGUUACAUCUAUGUUUGAUAUUUUUGUCUCUUAAAAGAUGAAAAUGUGUUACUCACA